Diutina rugosa is the source of this 462-nucleotide messenger RNA. RefSeq names its product Egd1p (gene EGD1). The coding region runs from base 1 to 462 and encodes 153 amino acids. NCBI's taxonomy places the organism in Eukaryota, Fungi, Ascomycota, Pichiomycetes, Serinales, Debaryomycetaceae. The transcript has a single exon. Gene Ontology annotation, cellular component: cytosol; nascent polypeptide-associated complex. The record is from RefSeq and is a predicted model, not a curated record.
AUGGUUGUUGACCCCGAAAAGCUCGCCAAGUUGCAAAAGUCCGCCCCCAAGAAGGUGGGUGGCUCCCGUGUCAAGGCCAAGAAGGCCAUCAAGACCGACGGUGACGACACCAAGUUGUUCGAAGCCUUGCAAAAGAUCAAGGCCACCAAGAUCGACAACAUCGAAGAAGCCAACUUCUUCAGAGAAGACGGCAAGGUGUUGCACUUCCCCAGAGUCGGUGUCACCGGCGCUGCUGCCUCGAACACUUUCGCCUUCACCGGCUACCCUCAAGAAAAGGACGUCACCCAAUUGAUCCCGCAAAUCUUGCCUCAAUUGGGCGCCGAAAACCUCGAAAUCUUGAGAAAGUUGGCCGAACAGAUCCAGGCCGGCAAGACCCCUGAGGAAUUGGCCGCCUCGAUGCCUCAAGGCGGCGACGAAGAAAUCCCCGACUUGACCGACCAGAAGUUUGACGACGUUGAGUAG